GGAAAAAUUGAUUGAGCUGGUAAUCAAAUGCUAAAUAUGUAACGUCGUCGAUGCAGAACUUGCCAUUUCGGAGUGGAUAUAUAUAUAUAAAGAUAAAUGAAACGGGAAUUUCCUCAAAAUGCAUUAAAGGCAGUCCUCGAGAACGUCGCUUAUCCUCCACGGGAGAGGGAAAGUAUCGCGACUUUUUAACAGUACCACGGCCACGAUGGACGCGCUGAAGAGAUCUCGAAUCUUUACGAAGCGAGUUGCGCUGCAUCGAGGGAUGAUCGGCGGCGUUUGAAAGCGCGGGCAGAAAAUCGUCUUCGCGAUAUUCCCGGGACGGUGAACGACGAUGUCAAUCCUUUAGAAUGCGAAACGAAGAAAGAUGCGGAUAAAGAAGCGAAGCGGUGCUAAGGUCUGGUUUCUGCUGCUAGUGUUGUUGCUGGUCCAAGAUGGCAGAUGUAUAAAAUGGCUCGGCCUGGGUCGUACCGGCGACACGCAUACGUGGACCAGAGAGGCGUGCACCAGCGCGAAGGGCACGGGUCUGCUGGAGAGAAAGCAGGCGAGGGCAUGCAGGGCCACGCCGGAUCUGAUGCCCGGUUUGGUGCAAGCCGCCAGAGACACGUCGACGGUGUGCCAGCAGGCGUUUCGACAUCGCAGAUGGAACUGUAGCAGCAUCGAGCGCGCACCCGACUACACGCCUGAAUUGCUUACAGGAACUAGAGAGCAAGCCUUCGUCUACGCGAUGUCGGCCGCCGCCGCGGUUUGGCGACUCGCGCGAGGGUGCGCUUUGGGGAACUUGGCGGCCUGUUCCUGCGCGACUCCACCACGACGAGAGCCACCCUCGCCGUCCGCGCUUAUCUCGCCUUCAUCUUUCACCACUAUGCCCGUCUCUUUCGACACGCUGUCCGCGAGAAACUCUUUCAAGUGGGGCGGCUGCGGGGACGACGUGAGAUCCGCCUCGAGAAUGGCGAAGCGAUUUCUUCAGGGUGCAUCGCCGCCCGGUACCAGCGGUACCGCCAAGUUCAUGCACGCAGUCAAUAUGCACAACAACAGGGCGGGCCGAAGGGCGGUCGAGCAAUCCUUGACUUUGGAGUGCAAGUGCCACGGGGUCUCGGGUUCCUGCAGCGUGCGCACCUGCUGGCGCGGCCUAGGUGCGUCGGGACCAUCCGCCGCCGGAAGUCGCUUGCUACGCAGAUACGCCACCGCGGCCGAGGUCAGGCCGAGAUCCGGCGGCAGACUGCCGCCCCUGUAUCACCACGAUAAUCUACUCUACACGAUCAAAAGUCCGGAUUACUGUCUACCGGAUAAGAAGAGGGGUAGCCUCGGCACGAUCGGCAGACAGUGUAACGGCAGCAGUCCCGGCUACGAGGGCUGCGAGUACCUUUGUUGCGGCCGCGGCCACGUGACCAGGACCGAGGAGAUCCUGGAGAGAUGCGACUGCAAGUACAUCAGCUGCUGCUACGUCAAGUGCAAGACGUGCAGGCGGGUCGUGAAGACGUACGAGUGCAAUUGAGGAUAGAUCGGGGGAUCAAUCGCGACCCUGACCCGCCGGAGGAAGCGGAGGAAGAAGAAAGGAAUUCGCGCGUGCAAAUCGAACGCUAAGCGCAAAAGAACUAAUCAAUUCUGCGCGCGCGUGAAAAUUGCCGAUCCGCGCGGCGGAUAAUUAUUUAGGCGACAAAUUAUUUACCGUCGAUGUGUACGACUCCUUCUCCCUUUCUCUCUCACACCCUUUUUCUCUUGUGUCGCGGUGCGUACAAGAGUUAUUUAUACCAUGCUACUUGCUAUUUAUUCGAUGUGUGUGCGUGUGUCGCGGCGGACGACGGCGAGCGAGCGCGCUCGUCCCUCCGCGACGGGCCCAGCGAGAAAUGGCCUGUCGAGACGACGUCAAAUCGACACCGCUGCGACGUCGGUCGACGUGUCAUCUCCGACUGGGGAGGGAGACUCUCGCGGAGCUCGAUGUAAAUCGGCGCCGUCGUCGCGACCCCCUCGAGAACGUAGAUCAGAGCAGUGUACAUAGAAUGCUCGAUACUUCGAUGUAACUUACAUUUACACUCUGCAAAUACACGUUGCUUGGAACUGGCGGACGACCUCAUCCUUCCCGAUCC
Messenger RNA from Vollenhovia emeryi, 2087 nucleotides. Its product is annotated as protein Wnt-11b-1-like. Gene Ontology annotation, cellular component: extracellular region. The record is from RefSeq and is a predicted model, not a curated record. Bases 365 to 1495 code for a protein of 376 amino acids. The transcript has 5 exons. Gene Ontology annotation, molecular function: cytokine activity; frizzled binding. Gene Ontology annotation, biological process: multicellular organism development; cell fate commitment; neuron differentiation. NCBI's taxonomy places the organism in Eukaryota, Metazoa, Arthropoda, Insecta, Hymenoptera, Formicidae.